AUGGCUGCCCAGCUGCGACGUGGCAUGGGCGCCGCCCUGGGGGCCGCCAGGACCGCGUUCGCGUCCCGGGGCUUCGCCAGCAUGGCCGAGGUCAACGGCAUUCCCGUCGAGGUCCACAACGAGGGCGGGAGCCGCCGCGUCGUCGUCACGAAGGAGCUCCCCGGGACGCGGUGGAUCGAUGUGCUCACGCGCGCCAACUGCAGGAUCGAGGUGUGCAAGCACCCGGACACCAUCCUGAGCAACGACACCAUCAAGCAGCUGAUCGGCGACAAGGCGGACGGCGUCCUCGGCCAGCUCACGGAGGACUGGAGCGAGGACAUGUUCGCCUUCGUCAAGGGCGCCGGCGUCAAGGCCUUCUCCACCUACGCCGUCGGGUACAACAACGUGGACGUCGCGGGUGCGACCAAGAACGGCAUCCCUGUGGGCAACACCCCGGGCGUGCUGACCGAGACGACCGCGGAGAUCGCGGCCGCGCUCACCCUCGCGGCCGCCCGGCGCGUCGUGGAGGCGGACGAGUUCAUGCGCUCGUUCCAGUACAAGGGGUGGCUGCCGACGCUCUUCGUGGGCGCGCUCCUGCAGGGCAAGACGGUCGGGAUCAUCGGCGCGGGGCGCAUCGGGAGCGCGUACGCGCGCAUGAUGGUCGAGGGCCACAAGAUGAACCUGCUGUACGCCGACCCGUACCAGAACAAGGGCCUGGAGUCGUACGUCAACGACUACGGCAAGUUCCUGGCCAGCAAGGGCGAGAAGCCCGUGACGUGCGAGCGCGUGUCCGUCGAGGACCUCCUCAAGCGCUCCGACGUCGUGUCGCUGCACAUGCUGCUCGACGCCUCCACGCGCCACACCAUCGACAAGAAGGCGCUGGGAAUGAUGAAGAAGGACGCCAUCCUCGUGAACGCCGCGCGCGGGCCGGUGAUCGACGAGGUCGCGCUCGUGGAGCACCUCCGGAACAACCCGGAGUUCCGCUGCGGCCUGGACGUGUUCGAGGACGAGCCGGAGAUGAAGCCGGGGCUCGAGAAGUGCAAGAACGCCGUCAUCGUGCCGCACAUCGCGAGCGCGACGCUCUGGACGCGCGGCGGGAUGGCGACGCUCGCGGCCGCGAACAUCGCGGGGCGCCUCGAGGGCUGGCCGGUCUGGUCGGACCCCAACAACACGGCGGACGCCUACGUGGACGGCGCGUUCGACGACAUGCCCAAGGCGUCGCCGUCGAUCGUGAACGCGGCCGACCUCGGCAUCCCCAAGAUGUGA
Pedinophyceae sp. YPF-701 is the source of this 1245-nucleotide messenger RNA. The record is from the annotation of a GenBank genome assembly. NCBI's taxonomy places the organism in Eukaryota, Viridiplantae, Chlorophyta, Pedinophyceae.